Messenger RNA from Aspergillus steynii IBT 23096, 1420 nucleotides. RefSeq names its product SEC14 family lipid-binding protein. Lineage: Eukaryota; Fungi; Ascomycota; Eurotiomycetes; Eurotiales; Aspergillaceae. The record is from RefSeq and is a predicted model, not a curated record. The coding region runs from base 291 to 1382 and encodes 363 amino acids. The transcript has 4 exons.
GGACACUUUCCCCCAAUCCAAUCCCAAUCAUCCAUCAUCUCCUUUUCGGAAACUAGACAGUCGAUCAUCUUAAACUCAGCUGGGCGAAUAUAGAAUUCUGUCUUCAUCACCUCGCACCAAAGUCAAACUCGGACUCGUUCCCAUAUCCAGGUUAGGCAUAUGAUAAGUUGUGUCUCGCUAUAGAGUUUCGGAUCUUCGCCCCCGUCAUUCCCAGGCGGCUAUUCUUCUCGCGCCUCGGCAGAAACUCCUGUCAGCUUAUUGAAUUACGUGUAUCUGUGUGACAUUCCACGAUGACAGUCGGCGUCCAGAAUAACGAGGAUACUUCAAAGCCUGGGCACAAGCUAGACGAGGAGCAGAAGACUGCACUGGACACAUUUGUCCGAUUAUGCGAGGAUAAUGAGCUUCUGGGUCGGCUGGAUGGUAUGGGGGAACGCGAUGUUUUGGAUGCGAUUAAUGACGAGACGGCGUUGAUACGCUUUCUACGUGCACGCAAGUUCGACCCCGAGCCCGCUAUCAACCAGUUCUUCGAGGCGAUUCUGUUCCGCAAGGAGAAAGGCAUCUUUGAGGUCUACGAUGGGAUACGUGUGGAGGAUUUCGAAACUGCCAAUGCAGUUUAUCCCCAAUGGACAGGCCGUCUCGACAAACGCGGCCUCCCCAUCUUCUUCGUGGCUACUUCCAACAUCAAGCCUUCGAUGUUAGGAUUCAGCGGCUUCAACUAUGGCUACGUGCCGAGCUCGGAUUCGGACUCCGACCCACCUUCUACAGAACCUAAUCAGCAGCAUCAACGGAUUGACGUGCUGCAGCUGGGCUCCGUGAUGUUUGAUAGCUACACUCGCUUCGUGUUUCCGCUUUGUUCCGUGGCCGCCCAGAAGCAGGUUACUUCCGCCGUAAUUCUCGUCGACGCGGCGACCUUGACGCUGAAGCAGGGGUUCGAUUUGAGGAAUUUCGCCAAGGAGGCUACUUGGCUUCUCUCGACCUGUUAUCCCGAAACGGUGGAUAAGAUCUUUGUUUGCAACUGUCCGUCCUAUUUCGGCGCUAUAUGGAAGAUCUUGAAGGGCUGGGUAGACCCAAUCACUGCGGCCAAGCUUGUUUUCUUGGCUCCUGCAGAGGUGUAUCCGACUUUGAAGGAGUAUAUCGAUGACGAUGACCUUCCGAUCAAGGUCGGUGGAAAGUUGGACUUUGAGCACGGCGGGCCGGUGGACUUGAGUGAUGCGUUUAAGAAAGCGCUGGGCCGUGAUCAGUUGGUAGCUGGGCCACACAAAUGGGUCUACGAUGAGAAGGGAAGAAGGAGUGUCGUAGCGGUGGGGAGUGUGGAUGGGAAGUUGAGAUAUGAAGUUGUUGCUACUUUGAAUGAGUCUCUCGACUCAGGUCCAGAGGAGUGACUUGGAGGGCUAGAAUCUAGAAAAUAUAGAGAUUUCGG